CAGCAUCGGGAGCCUCCCACCGAGCCGGGCUUAGCAGCCCGCGGCGGCCGGCGUCGCCGCUGCUGCGUUGGGGCCUCUGGGUGCGCUGGGGGCCGCGCUGAUGUCCAGGGCGGCUUCGCGUGCGGCCCAAGGGGAUCUUCAAGCCACUCUGGUGAAGCAUUUGGCAGAAAGAAGGAAAACAUCUCCAUUAUUCUUUGGUGGGAAGACUAGUUGACUGUACAUUGGACUUGGACAUGGAAGCUCAUCUUGCAGAUGUGGAAACAUCUGGGGGUCUGACUGGUUCUUUAGCCAGUACAUCUAGAUAUGCACCUGUGGAAGAUGAUGAUGUUGUGUUCGUUGAAUCAAUACAGCCUCCAGUUUGUGCUCCAGCAAUACCUAAUGAAAGAAACUUUGUAUUUGCUUCCUCAAAACAUGAAAAUCCACAAGGAACUGAUUCUACAAUUCCCACUUCUUCAAGAGAUUUAACUUCUCAGAAAGGAAAUAUAUGUGAAACAAUUGUAAUUGAUGAUGAAGGGGACAUGGACACAAAUGGAGAGGAGGAGAAAAAUCCUACCAACUUUAUUGAAUGGGUACCUCAUACAAAUAAAAAUAGUACCAAAAAUGUGGAUUUCCCCAUUGCCAGUCUAUCAAGAAGCAAGAGCAAGACUGCAAUAGGAUCCUUUAAUCCCGGUAGGAUCGAUGUCACAGAUGCAGUUCAGAAUGGAAAAUUUGCAGUUCAUCACAAUCCUGAUUCUUGUAUCUCCCAGUCAGCAUCAUUUCCUCGUAACCAGAAACAACAAAAGGUGGAUUCUUUAUCACCAGUGGCCUCACUUCCUAAACAGAAUUUCCAGCCCUCAAACCAACAACAUCUUACUAAACCUGCUAAUAAAAUCACUUGUGCAAACUGCAAAAAUCCUUUGCAGAAAGGGCAGACAGCUUACCAGCGAAAAGGAUCAGCUCACCUCUUUUGUUCAACCACCUGCCUAUCUUCUUUCUCCCAUAAGCGUACUCGAAAGACACGGAAUGUAAUGUGUAAAAAAGAUUCUCCUGUGAAAACCACAACUAUUGUUCCUCCAGUGGAGUCAAGCAAGUCCUUAAAAGAAUUUUAUAGUGCAUCUCUGUCUCCUUAUGAAAACUGCCAGAGUCUUAGGAAAGAAGUUUUUACUAAGUCAAGAUGUAUAAUCUGUAAUAAAUUAGGAGAGGUUCGCCAUGAAAUCAGUGUUAACAGUAUAACACAUAAACUGUGCAGUAAUAAUUGCUUUAAUGAAUACAGAUUGACCAAUGGUCUAAUAAUGAACUGCUGUGAACAAUGUAGCAAGUAUAUGCCCAAGAGUACUGGACACAGCAUUCUGAUUACAGGUCAGCAAAAGAGAUUCUGCUGCCAGAAUUGUGCUGAUGAAUAUAAAGAGAUAAUGGAAGCAAAAUCAAAAAUACUUUUACAAAACAGAAAAAGGAAUGCUAUCAGAGAAGCAAAUGAAAAAAUAUUUCAUGGAUCAUCAAGUACACUUUCAGGAAAUACAGGAGAAAUACCAGAAAAAAAGGAAAAGAUUUCAGAGAUAAUAAAAGUUGCAGCAGACUGUAGCCUAGAUACAUCAUCAGAAGAACAAAAUGUGACUUUACCUUGUUCUGUGGCAGCAGUAUCUGAUACAUUUCAAGAGCAACUAGGAGACAAACAUUCAGAGGAAUUUGAUAUCUCCGCUGUACUUUCUUUAGACCCAGGUUCAUGGCCCCGAAUUUUGAGUAUGAAACAACGAGAAUUUCUUGUCAAAAAUGAUCCACCUCAAAUAAGAAAUUUUAAUUUUCCAAAAGACAGUGCAGGCAAGAAGUUUUCAGAAACGUAUUACACUCGAAUUCUUCCAAAUGGUGAGAAGGGCAUCAGACCCUGGCUGCUCUACUCAGCCUCUAAAGACUCUGUAUUUUGCCUAUAUUGCAGACUUUUUGGGGAAGGAAAAAACCAACUGAGAAAUGAGAAUGGGUGCAAAGAUUGGCAUCAUUUGUCACAUCUGCUUAGUAAACAUGAAGAAAGUGAAAUGCACAUCAACAAUAGUGUUAAGUAUUCAAAAUUAAAAUCUAACUUGGAAAAUAAAACCAAUGAUGCUACAGAAGAUGAAGAAAAUUGUGUGCAACUGUUGUACACAUAAUGUCCUGUCUGCUCUACAUAUGACAGUGUCUGCAUUACCCAGACACUGUCAUAAAUGUUUUUUGUACCAUACACUGUGUAAAAGGCGAGUUCACUAGCAAUAUGCCUAAAAGCAAAUAAAUAGUAAAAAAUGUUCCUGUUCUAAAUCUAAAAGCAGUUGGCAAGUAUAGUUAUUCUUGUUGAUGUUAGCAAAGGCAAUUUGAGCUUUGUCACUAUGAGGGUUCUCACCUUGUAAAGUGUCUGUGGAGGAUUUCUACCUAAUGGCCUCAGAGCCAUUAGAAAAGGCAAGAUGCAUAUGUAACAAGCUAAAGAAAAUAUAUUCAGGCCACAAGAUGGUGGUGCAUGCCUUUAAUGUCAGCACUUAGAUACAGAUAGUUGGAUAUCUGUGAGCUCUAGGUCAGCCUGGUCUACAGAGCAAGUUCCAGGACUGCCAAGGCAUACAAAAACCCUGUCUCAAAAAAGCAAAAAGAAGGAAAAAAAGAAAAUGCAUCCAAACCGCUUAAAAAGCUAUGGCUACUUGCUAUUAAACCAAAUUCUUGAGUUUUAUUUCUUUAAAACAUUUUUUUUAUUUGAUCAAAACAGUUUAUUUGCUGUGGUAAAUAGAGGUAAUUUGUGUUUUAUUGAUUUUUAUAUUUUCUAAAUUCAAUGUGUAAAUGUUUUAGUUUUGUUAUAAGAAUUGAAAGAAUAUAUAGCUAUUAGUAUAAAUACAAGAAACAUUAAAAAAUGGUAUGUAUAUAUGUGUGUGUAUAUAUAUGUAUGUAUAUAUAGUUAACUUUUCAGUGUUAUGUUAAUUUUUCCUGUGAAAGUAUACUCCAUGUGUGAAAUUUGAGAAACUAUGAAUCUAAAAAUUUUUUUCUUCAGACUUAAUUGAUUUUUGUUUUCUUGUAUAAAAGCCCUUAGUUAUAGAACUGGGAAUGGUGGCACUCAGGAAGCAGAGGCAGAUGGAUCUCUGAAGUCAAAGCCAGCCUAGUCUACAGAGUGAGUUUCAGGACAACUGGGGCUACAUAUCUCAACAAACACAAAGAAAAAACUUGUGUGGUAGCUACAUCUGGAGCUUGGGUCUUCUAGAUGAAGAUUGUCAGUGAAUUCCUGGAAAGGAAACUUAGUGAAGACAGUCUUUCCAGAGGCUGGAGACCAAGUAACUGUAGGAGUUAGAGUGACCUCAACACAAUUGCCAAGGGUGGCAGGGCAACCCCUGACUGAUGGGUGGCAGUCAUCAAUACUGGCUGGCCAUCAGCAAUAGCUUCUUGGGCACAGGAGCAGGCAUGAUACCAGUGUCUGUGGAGACGGGGAAGAGAUACACAAACACAGGCACAAUUGCCUGUUAGCUUGUGUAGAACUGUGGUGCUUGGGCUGGAGAGAUGGCUCAGCGGUUAAGAGCACAGACCUCUCUUCCUGAGUUCAAUUCCCAGCAACCACAUGGUGGCUCACAACCAUCUGUAAUGAGAUCUGAUGCCCUCUUCUGGAGACAGGAGCUGUCUGAAGAUAGCUAUAAUGUACAUAUAAUAAAUAAAUCUUAAAAAAAAAGAAAACAAAAGAACUGUGGUGCUUGCCAAUCUUGUUUCUCCAGUAGCCUCUCCACACAGGGAGGGUAGAAAGCUUGGCCAAGGUAAUUGUGUCCUUUUGGGAGGCAGUGGUAGCCUCCUUGGAGCAAGGCCCACAUGGCCAUUGUAGUCCCCAAAAAACCUUCACCUGGACCAAUGGCAGCCCCCAUCUGCUCCUGCACUGGCAUGGUCUUUAGAGCCUCAUCCUCCAGGGAUGUACUCAGGAAAAAGUCAAUGAUCUCAGACCCCCUCUUGGGCGCGGAGAACAAGCAGGUAGUUCUCUUCCAGGAACCUGAUCUCAUGUCCUUGACUAGUAAGUUCAGCUUGUCCCUCCCUGGCCUAACUCCUAGAGCACCAAAGCCAUGAGCACUUCUGCAACUCCCUGGGCCUCCAGGCCCUCCAGCCAUACCAGCUUCAUUGGCCAUUUGGCAUUUUCCUAAAGAAGUAGUAAAAUAAAAAUUUUUGAUGGCUAUCCAUGGUCCCAAUCUUGGAUUUGAUAGUGUUUCUCUUUUGAUUUCUGAUGUUAAUUUUAUCAUCUGUUAAAUUCUUAGGAAUAUGUGAGCUUUUUUCCUCCUUGGGGCUUUUCUUGCAAAACAGUGUCAUUAACAGUGAAUGACCCAAGGAGAUACUUCCUUCUGCACGGGAGCACUUGAGGCUCAGCCAUGUUGCUCUGUGACAGUAUUUUCUAAAAUAUCCACUAAAACCAUUCUAGGUAAAUUAGACCUUUCCAGGCAGAGGAUGUAGUUUAGUUAGUAGAAUGCUUGCCUAGCACACAAACAACUGUAGGUUUAAUCUGCAGAGUGCAUUAGUGUGUGGCAGCAGGCCUGUAAUCAUAUAGUACUACGGUGAAAGAAACAAACAGCCACUGUGAAGCAACCCUUGGGAUUAGGAAACCCUGUCUCCAAAAGAAACUUGCUUUUAAUCAUUUAGGCUUGGAUCUAAGUGAGUCAUGGUGGCUGUCAGCUGUAAUCUCAGCACUAGGGAGGGUGAGGCAGGAGGAUUGUAAAUAAUUCAAGGCCAAUUUGGGAUACAUAAUGAGUUCUAGGCCAGCCUGAGCUAUAAUGUGCUAGUCUCAGAUAGAAACUGGUGGAUUUUAAUGUAACUACAGCUUUGUGGUGUCUCCAAAAUGUCACUUUACAUUAUUCAGAGGUCUAUGAGGAUACUUUUUAGUUUAUGUGUAGGAGUGUUUUGCCUAUAUGUAUGCUAAAUGUACCAUGUGUGUACCUGGUGCCUGCAGAAGUUAGAAGAGGGUGUUAAAUCUGGACCUGAAGUUACAAGUUUUGUAAGUUACCCUGUGGGUGCUGGGAACCAAGCCUGGAUUCUCUGUGGCUCUAGGGUCUUAGUUCUCCUUGCUGCCUUGAUUUGGUAGUGAACUGAGAACAUCAAGUGGAAAUAACAUUUUUCUGCUAUUGGAGUCAUCCUCUCCACUGUCCACAUAUUUGUUGUUGAAAUACUUCCCAGGACAGGGUUGCUCUAUGACUUGAAUAUAAAAGUAUAUAUAGCUUGAUAUACUCGGUUUACAACUGGCAUUCAGACAACAGUAGUAGUAGUAGGAAAUCUGAUCCAUUUGUAGUGUUCUGCCUCUUGGGAAUCAGUAUCUUGUAUAUCAAUUUCAACUGGAAAUGAAAAUUGGGUCCCUUUAUUGCUGAUAUUCUUUGGUGAAAAUAGGGUUGUUUUAUUGUAUUUUUUUCUCCCUGCUCUCCACUCCCUCCCUCCCCCAGACACAUACACACCAAACCCCACUCCUGGAAUUUGCAAUAUGGGAGGGAAACAAUAUUGACAUUAUGUAUUUAAUUGUAAAACUUUUUUUUUUUUUUUAAAUAUGAGGCCUUAAUGUGUAGCCCUGACUGGUGUAGAACUUAGAAGAUCAGACUGACCUCAAACUCACAAAGAGCUAUCUGCCUCUUCUUCAUAGGAAUAUUGGAAUUAAAGGCUUGUACUACUA
Molecule: messenger RNA, 5608 nt
Organism: Apodemus sylvaticus (European woodmouse)
Lineage: Eukaryota; Metazoa; Chordata; Mammalia; Rodentia; Muridae
Gene: Zmym5
Product: zinc finger MYM-type containing 5
Exons: 8
Coding region: 234-2120 (628 amino acids)
Molecular function (GO): zinc ion binding
Source: RefSeq, a predicted model, not a curated record